This is a messenger RNA of Nomia melanderi (Alkali bee), 5115 nucleotides long. RefSeq names its product ATP-binding cassette subfamily G member 4. Gene Ontology annotation, molecular function: ABC-type transporter activity; ATP binding; ATP hydrolysis activity. NCBI's taxonomy places the organism in Eukaryota, Metazoa, Arthropoda, Insecta, Hymenoptera, Halictidae. Gene Ontology annotation, cellular component: plasma membrane. The record is from RefSeq and is a predicted model, not a curated record. Gene Ontology annotation, biological process: transmembrane transport.
UCAAGCGGUUUACUUAAUUGAACUACUUAAUUAAAGUAAUUCCUGUUUUGCGUCCGUUCUUACGUGAAAUUUAGGGAAGAGUGUAAUUGAUAAAAUAAGAAUAAAAUUUCCCAUAAUUGAGUUACCGCUUUUCACAAGAAAGGUUGGCAAAUUUGAAAAAAAACCCUAGGAAGUGAAGUCCACCUCAGAGGUUUCGCUUUUGUCUGUGCUUAGAAAUUAUCGAUAUUUACAAACCUUAUCUUUUUCGUUAAUAUUCAUAUCGGUGAAAUACCAUGUAACACAUCUCUACCUUUUCUUCGUUGCCAUUAUUUAUUCAAAGCUGAAUAUUUUACAUUUACUUAACUUAUUGAUUAUUGAUUUAACUAUCUUAUCUACUUUGCCAAUUUUCAUUAUCACAUUCAGGACGGCUUCAUCCAUCAAAGAAGUGUUAUUUCAUUAAUUAAUAAUAAUGUAUAAGCAUUUCAGUUACAAAAGACCAACUUAUUAGUAUUAUCGUAUCAUUUUAUAAUUUAUUUAUGAACACCUAAUUAAUCGUGGACAAUGAAGAAACGUUACUUAAAUAUCUUUAAAGCUAAAGUCUGGCGACAGUAACGUUGAUAGCGAAAAGUUACUUAAAAUCGUGCCCCUAACAAUAUACUUCAAGCUUAAGGUCAUCCGGGCUGCCUCCUCUAUAGUAAAUAUUUACGAAAAGAAUAGUAAACCGGACUGUAGUAUUGAACCAAACAAAAAAAAAAUCACGCAUAACGUAUUUAUUUACCUAUCCCUCAUCAGUGACUAUUACAACGUAAACAAUAAAGGGAAAUAAUAAAUAAAUAAAUACGUAUCACGUGUCGGCCAACAGUGAUUCACUGGUGACCGUCACAGCAAUGAAUAGAUUAAAGUGUUAGGAUGACAAAUAUCCAAUCCUUUAACACAGUUCCAGGUACUGGGAAUAAUAGUAAAUGUUCGUUUCCGUGAUUAUCUUGGCUAUCUUUGGCUUGCCUGAAUCAAACAAAUCAAUAUCCAAAGUUUCGUUGUGUUUAACUUUUCCCUCGAUUCUUUGACUCGAUGUUGACAAAUCCGUUUGUAUCUUAACGACACUCCCUAUAUCCGUGACAUCGGACAGUCAUUUGACACCGCACGGCCAUGCAAUCUUAUCCUUGUAAGCAUUCGCACCCACAAGGUACUCUCGAACCUCGCACCCCUCACUCUCAUGCGGCAAAAAAUUCUUCAGCCUUGGUCCGAACGCACAUAGAAACUGCGGUCUCACAAACGUCGAUUUUAAGGAUCGUAAGUUCGUGUAAAAUUCUACUAUCGACGAUUUUGAAGAAAUGCAAUAAAAUUGUCCAUUCUACUUUAAGUGGAAAUUUCAUUUGAAGAUAAUACAUUGAUAAUAGUAAAAUAGUUUUUUUUGCUUUGAGCUAUUGGGCAAUGAACGACAUUGAUUUUUGUUAAAUUAAUCUAGAAAUCUUCAUCACGAGUCUCACUCGUCAUUGUAUGGCAAGGGGUUAAUCACUUGUAUGUACAUUUGUGUAUACAUGUUUUUCAAUUAUGCGUAUAUACGCUUUUCACUAUAUAAAAUAAUGAAUAAUAAAUAAUGAAUUAUAGAAUAAUAAAAAUUACACGUGACAUGCUAUAUUUGUAACAUUUGUCGAAAGUAACCGCGAUCUGUUUGUGCUAUAAGCUUGAUAAAUUUUCAUACAGUGAUAAUCAUUCUAUUUCUUGAAGUUACCAGAACUAAAAAAGAAAUAGUUCUUUUGUCUUGUAACGUGUCCGCUUUUAAAAUUAUUCAUACACACGAACAUCUUUCAUUGUCCCUUCCUACAAACAUCGAAUUAUACGUAUUCACGAAGAUACACCAUCACACUCGAAGACAAUGCACCAUCACACUCGAAGGCAAUGCACCACUAUGGUUAUAAACACAACGUUAUUACCCUCUUAACUUGCCUUAACCAAACUCUACUCAAGGCCGUGUUAGUCGACAGAAACCUUAGGCAUAAUGUCUGGAGUGUAUGAAAAAAAUGUUAACCCCAAUAAAAAUAGAAUGUAAUUAAAAAAAUAAAUGAAUUAAACAUCUGUUACGUAUUUUCCAACGAAUCGUUAAAAACAAAUUAUAUCUGUUUCAAUGAAUAUCUGAUCAUAUAAAUUAAUUUUUUUCCUGGUGCAUACAUUAGGUUGUAGAUAAUAUGUAGUACUUGUGUCUAACGUGAUAGUUAAAAUAUUAAAAUUUAAAUCUCACAGAUGAAAUUUUAUGUAGAUGCAUUGCAUAAUAAUUAUACACUGUCAAUAUACCGUCAAUGUAAAUGUAUGCUCCACAUUACGGUUACAUUUCAACGUGAUCGGUUAUUAACUGAUUCUCAACCAUAAGGUAGGGAUGAGAUAUGAAGCCUUGUCCAACGUUGGAUGCGACAGUAUCACGACGCGUCUCCAUGCGGAGUCUAACGAAUCCGUUAUAAACGACCUCUGCGCCUCCGCGGUUUACAGUGUUGCAUUUUGUACAGUGUCGAGGGUCGCUUGAUACAAACCCCACAUUGUGGCCAACAGUGCAAUAUAGUAUAUCUAUGAUGGAAAUCUUAGUGGUACAUGGCUGAUAGCGAUCGUCGGCCGUUAAGGAGAGAAAGAGAAAGCACGCUGAUGUGUGUACGAAUGCCACUGCCGGAAAGAAGAUAGAGAAUGGGCACGAAAGUACUCAUCGAGAUGCAACAACAGCUGAGGUACCCCAUGUGUAGUUCGGAAAACGCGCCAACCAGCACCAAAAAGUUGGACGACGCGAUGGAGAUGAACGACUCGAUAUUUCUAGUCUUCGAGGAUAUUUGUUACACCGCGCGACCGUGGAUACUUUUCAAAGAGAAGUUGCAGUUGCUGAAGAAUCUGAGUGGGGAAUUCAGAGCUGGCGAGCUCACAGCGAUCAUGGGACUAUCUGGCGCGGGAAAGUCUACGCUGAUGAAUGUACUGGCAGGCUUCACGACGAUCGGUGUAACCGGAAACAUAAUGGUGAAUUCAAGGAUCAGAAAUCUUUCUGAAUUUAAAAGAUCGUCCGCGUAUAUAAUGCAAAACGACAAUUUGCAGCCGCUAUUGACAGUACAAGAAGCAAUGGAGGUUGCUGCGGAUCUUAAACUUACCGUGAGUGAUGGGGAGAAAAAACAGAAGAUCGACCAAAUUUUAGUUACAAUGAACCUGGACUCAUGUCGUAAUACGCGUACAGGGUGGCUCAGCGGUGGGGAAAGGAAAAGACUGGCUAUUGCCUUGGAAUUAUUAAACAGUCCACCGAUUUUGUUCCUCGACGAACCUACUAGUGGAUUAGACAGCGUCACCUCAAAGUAUUGUAUAACAUUGCUGAAGCAAUUGGCGAAGUCGGGGCAGACGAUAAUUUGCUCGAUUCAUCAGCCGAGCGCAUCGCUUUUGAACAUGAUAGACCACCUUUAUGUCGUAGCAGACGGAAGCUGUGUCUACAGCGGUAGCACGCAGAAUUUAGUGCCUUAUUUGAGUAGCCUCGGACUGCAAUGCCCGACGCAUUACAAUCCAGCCGACUAUUUGAUGGAAAUCUGUAAUGGAGAUUAUGGCAGAUACGUGCCGGAAUUAGUAGACGCUAUUGAGAAUGGAAAAAAUAAUGCUUGGAGGUCAACGAGCAAUGUAACCGUCAAUUGUCAAGAGGAAGUUAUCGCUUUAAAUGUAACAGCAUCAUUCCAAGCGCUUCGACAGCGGCACCCGAUGGAAAUGGAUCCUAUUCGCAGGAAACCUAAGCGUUCCUCCGAUUACGCCACAAAUUCUUUGAGACAGGUGAUCAUCCUUCUCAAAAGAAAUGCCAUUAGACUAUCUAGGGAUAAGGUGUUAACUUUCACACGGCUUGCAAUGCAUUUUGUAAUUGCUCUGCUUGUUGGGACUAUAUAUUUCAGAAUUGGACAGGACGCGGUAUACGUCCUGGAUAAUUUCAACCUUUUGUUCUUCAAUAUAAUGUUUCUAAUGUUCAGUGCCUUUAGUGCGACUGUUACUACGUUUCCCACGGAGUUACCGAUUAUAACGCGCGAACACUUUAAUCGUUGGUACAAGUUGCCCUCUUUUUACCUUGCCAAUAAAUUGGCGGACAUUCCCAUUCAAUUCGUGGCGAUAUCCAUGUACAUUCUUAUAGUGUAUUAUAUGAGCGAUCAACUUCUGGAACUGCGACGUUUUUGUCUGUAUAUUUUAAUGUGUUUCGCUGUUAGUAUGGUUGCUCAAACAAUCGGUCUUUUGAUUGGAACCGGAAUGAAAUUACAGCAUGGUAUGAUCUUUGGACCUCUUUUUAUUCUUCCUUUCUUAAUAUUCAGUGGAUUCUUUGUUCAAUUCAGGGAUGCUCACCCGUAUCUACGCUGGCUGUUUCAUUUGUCAUUUCUUAAGUAUGGUUUUGAGGGUGUAAUGGUUGCUAUUUAUGGUUAUAAUAGACCAAAGCUGUCCUGUUCGGACGUCUAUUGCCAUUUCGCUUGGCCAGAGAAACUAUUGAACGAAGUAGACAUGAAGCAAGCCGACUACUGGUUCUGUAUGAUCGUUCUAACGUGUUUGUACUUCGUGCUAGACAUUGGCGCGUUCACGUUGUUGAAAUUAAGACUGGAGAAACGCUUGUAAACAUUGAAAUCAAAAUUACCGUACGAGAUUUAGUGAAAUAUGAAAUCUUUUCCACGGUCGAUACGUGUUGUGUUCAGUUUAGUGCAAGUAGAACAAUAUUAAUGAAUUCUUCUGAAAGACUGACUUCUAUUUCAAAUGUUUUGUUCAAGUGUGGGGAAGAAAACUUUGUGAAAAGACUGUUCGCCGAAAGGAAAUAAUUAUUGUUGCAUUUAUUGCGCUUCGUUAAGGACACGACGAAUACAUGUUCUACGAUAUGUUAUAUUAUUAUGCGCGUGAUAAGUACGCGCGUGAGGCGCGUCGUGAUACGAAAAGUUUUUAUCGCCUUAAGAUAAGCACGGUAUCAUGGAUCAAUAUUCUUCUGAUGCUGUGUUUCGUUUUAAACGAUAAGAAUUGAUUUCUUCUUUUCCUGUUUGCACAAACUAAGUUGAUACCGAUUACCGAACGAGAGAGUGACAGAGGUUAAUAAUUUUAAGAAUAUAAUUAACUGUAUCUUUUGUAUUUGCAUCAUCGUAUUUAAAGGGCACAUUAAAUCAAAUU